Paramormyrops kingsleyae is the source of this 2231-nucleotide messenger RNA. RefSeq lists its product as uncharacterized. Gene Ontology annotation, cellular component: nucleus. Lineage: Eukaryota; Metazoa; Chordata; Actinopteri; Osteoglossiformes; Mormyridae. The record is from RefSeq and is a predicted model, not a curated record.
GCUCUAUGCUAGAUGCGCGUGCAUGGGAGGGGAUUCGCCACAUAGCUUAACGUGAAAAUCAGUCGUAGCUAGCUGGCUCGCGAAGAAUCGUCACCGAAAUACGUCGUUGUCAAAAUGGCAGCUGAACCCGAGCGCUGGAUACAGUAGAUAUAGGAUAUUACCCACAUUAUUUUUCGUUUUUCGUUUAAGACAUUGGCAGUUACCUUCAUCAGAUCGCAACCUGUGAUGAUGUGUAGCUGAAAGACCGUGUAACCUCAUGACAUUUAUUUUUAACGUUAAUAGGCGACGUAGCCUGACAGGCGCUAGCUAGCUUCCUAGCUAGCGCCUGUCAACAAAGAACAAGGAAGAAAAAGCGUAUUGAAGGGGCAUGUAAAGAAGCAGCGUGUUCAGUGAAGAGGGCUGAUUCUUCAAGAACUGGACAAGGCAGGACGCAGGUGGAGAGAGAGGAAACGGGGUGUCCAGCACCGGACAGAUGUCCGGCUUCUAUUAUAACCCCGCCGGCCGCGGGGGCAACGCCAUGCGCUUCAGGAAGAGGAAGUCGCGCUUCACUUUUGCUGAGGUGCAGCUCCUGUUGAACGAAGUGAAGAACAACCGCCACAUUGUUAUAGGCAAGUUCAACAGGGGCGUCUCAUCAGAUGUGAAGAAGCGAACCUGGGCGGCGAUCACAGCACGCAUCAAUGAGAUCAGCGAGUGUCCACGUGAGGUCAUCGAGAUAAUCAAGAAGUGGUCAGACCUCAAAUGUGACACCAAACGCAAGGUCGCAGCCAUGCGUGCUGGUGGGGACGGCUCACUGCGGACUGGCAACUCACGCAUCGCACGGGACCUCUCACCAGUAGAAAACAUGGUGUACCAGAUCCUUCAGAUGCCUCCCCCAGACAAGAGGGUCUUUCCUGGUGGCCGGGCCAAUCUAGGGGGCAUGAAGGGGGUUAUGGGUAGUGGAGGCGGUGAGGAUGACGAGGAGGAAGAUGACAUCGUGCUGGGAAUGCACCAACCAUCCGCUUCUACCAGUGAUUCACCAAAUAGCAGGCUGGCUGGUCCUUCAGUAAUCCCCAAUUCUCUGGGUUUAACUGUGUCCAUGGCCUUACCCGCCUCCAUGCCAAUGUCAAUGCCCAUGUCCCAAAAAAGGGAGGCCAGCAUGUCCGCGCCAAUAUACGUCACAUCUCGAGACCCUCCACAGACAGCCUACGAUUUUCAAUAUGAAAUACCAGCAGCUGAAGACCAGGUUGUGGAGCUGGAUAACUCUGAUGAAGAGCAUCAAGAGCGAGUGCGACCUGCUGUAUUCAGAGCAACUCCUAUUCCUGUUGAGGACGAACACCUCCUGAGCAGCUUGCGCCACGCCACCACCGUUGCAUCUACCUCUUCAUCGCUAUCUGCCACAGCUGCCCCCUGCUCAGGACCAGGGCCUGUACUAGCACCUGUACCACCACCUCCAGCUGAGUCUUUCCCAGUGUCUUCUCCGGCUCCCAUGAAUGCUCGGGACAGACUGGCCCAGCACGCCUCCCUCAGUGUUCAGGAGCAGCGCAACACAAACAUUUUGAUGGAGACGGUGUCUCGCUCCUUGGAGAUGCUCUCCGAGUCGGUGCAGCAGUUGGUGGAGACGCAGCAGGAGUUCGUCCGCGACUCCUUGCGGCUACAGCGUGAGACAGUGUAUAUCCUUAGGGAUUUCUCCACCAGCAUCUUGGCAGUCAUGCGUGACAAGCUGAAUGGUAGGCCAGCACCUUGAUGAGCAACACCCUGCAAUGAGUUUUUCAGAAGUUCAUCUGCUCCACAAAGUUCAGGCAGUUUCUUAUACACUAAAACUAUUUGAUCAUUGAGGUGAUCCGUCAAGGUGUAAAAGUGAGAACCAGUGAUGACCAGUUCUGUUGAGAGCAAGUUAAGUUGUUUGAGGAAUUGGCUAUAGGGUCACGAGUCAGGGUUUUAUAUAUGAAAGAUUACUUGAGUUGCUUCUCUUAGGCAGAUUUGUUCUCUAAUUAGUCAGUGUUACUGGAUAACACAAGAGUAAAUUUGAUUUUUUUUUUUUUUACUUGCUGUCUGGCAUUUGCACUAGACAAAAUAUCCAAAGCUUUGGAGAAACAACAGCCAAUGGAACUUUAGUAUGUUUUAUUGUUGUAAUAGUAGUAAACAAUACUAGUAGUAAAAUCACCACUUGCAUUAUAUGUAUGCACAUAUAGGUUAAAUUAUUUUGUAAUUUCAUUUACAGCCCUCAGAUAAGUAAAAAUAAUUGUAAGCCA